CAUGCGUGUAGCACAAGUUUGACACCAUUUUGGAUAGCAUUAGCCUGCAAACAAGGCUGUUUAUUUCUUUAUUGCCAGUCAAUUUGAUUAUUUUGGGGGUUUGAUCGGAAAGUGGUCUUCGUGGUGACAAUUAACUAACAUAACACCGAUUAGUUAUCGUCUCAUCUCAAUUUGUAGAGUGGUUGCAGCCAGCGGGUUCCUGGUUCGGAAGGCCAACACAAGGGAGAGCCUUUGUCGCCACAGCGCUGGUGAGGCUUGCUCUUGGAUCUCGCUGUUUCUUUCCUGUUCAACGCUAAAAAACCUUUUUAAGUGGGCGUCAGGGGAACAUCCCUCCAGGAUAACGUGUGCCAUUAGACGAUACACAAUACAACGAGAAUACGUUUGUUGUCGCUCCGUCCAGAGAGCAAAUGGACGGUGAAGAUGAGUUCCUUUCCGGGAACCACUCUGAUGAUGGCAGUGGCACCCCGGUCCAAGAUGAACACGCCCCACACUCUGAUGCAGACGAAGAGAUGAGAAGCGAGCCCCGCCACUCCGAGGACGAGGGAAGUGAUGGUGAGGGAGGCGCUGCUGAUAGUAGAGCCAACGGCGGAGGCAGCGGUUCAGACCACGACGAGGGCAGAGGUGAGGACAGUGACUCUGACAAAGAUGCACCAAGAGCUGACAGCGAUUCUGAACCUGAACGCCCUAAACCUGCGGAUAGUGACGACGACGAUGAAGAAGCUGCAUCUCCUCCCAAACGCAGAGGCAGUACCUCAGAGAACGAGGAAGAGCAUAAACAGAACGCCAGCGACUCCGAGAAUGAGGAGCAGAGCAAACCCCAGCCGGCACAAUCGGAUGCAGGAAGUGACUCUGAAAGCGAGGCCCCUAAGAGCAAAAUAAGGAUAGAGUCAGACGAGGAGGAUGUUGAGACAAAAGCAGACGAUAAAAAGGAGGACGGGAAAUGGAAGGGAGUUAUGCAGUCAGACAGCGAAGACGAGGUGGAGGGAAGAGCCAAGCCUGAGGGGAGUGACCAAGAGCAGGAGGGUCAGGCCCGACAAGUUGUGGAAGAUAGCGAUGACGACGAGGAUAAACCAGUGAAGAGGAAGAAGGCCAUUCUCUCAGACAGUGAAGAGGAUGACAACGAAAAAGUCGCUAAGAAAACUCGCCGGGUGUCUGAGGGAGAGAACUCGGACAGCGAUGUCGACCCUGACGUUGCAGAGAAGAGCCAUGCGGCCAAACUGCGCGAGCUGGGCUCAGACAGUGAGGACGAGGACAAGCCAAAGGAAGAGGGUGAGAAAAAGGAUGAGAAAGCGUUGUUCGGCAGCGACAGCGAGUCAGGAGAGGACGAAGAAGAAAAAAUGAUCGCAGACAUCUUUGGAGAGUCAGGAGAAGAGGAUGAAGAGGAAUUUACCGGCUUCAACCAGGACGAGCUGGAGGGGGACAAAGUUAAGCCACCAGCAAACCAGGCAGUAGCAGCGGACGACUCGGACUCUGAUGAGGGAGUAGAUCGGGGUGGUAGAGACACAAUCUCCGACUUCAUGUCCGACUUCGACGUGAUGCUGGCUAAAAAGAAGGCCCAGAACAGGAAGCGCAGAAGAAACAGAGAUGGUGGAACAUUCAUCAGUGAUGCAGAUGAUGUUGUUAGCGCCAUGAUUACCAAGAUGACAGAGGCUGCAGAGGAAGAUAGAACGCUAAAUAGCCAAAAGAAACCAGCUUUGAAAAAACUCACCCUUCUUCCGACAGUAGUCAUGCACCUGAAAAAGCAGGAUCUGAAGGAGACGUUCAUUGACAGCGGCGUGAUGUCUGCCAUCAAGGAAUGGAUCGGCCCAUUGCCAGACAAGAGCCUCCCCGCCCUCAAGAUCAGACAGGAGCUGCUCAAGAUUCUACAGGAACUGCCCAGCGUCAGUCAGGAGACCCUGAAGCAUAGUGGGAUUGGCCGUGCCGUCAUGUUCCUCUAUAAACACCCCAAAGAGUCGCGUUUCAACAAAAACCUCGCCCUCAAACUCAUCAAUGAGUGGUCCAGGCCGAUCUUCGGCUUGUCGUCCAACUAUAAGGUCAUGACCAGAGAGGAGAGAGAGCAACGAGACCUGGACCAGCAGGUUGCCCCUCGCAGAGGACGUGAGAGUGAGCCCCAGAAAGUCGAGAAGCCCAAGGAACCGGACGUCUUUGCUCAUCCAGCCAGCUCAGGGGGACAAACGCCACGUAGAGAUCUGGAUAAAGUGCUGACGGGGGAAGAAAAAGCCCUUCGCCCCGGGGAUCCAGGAUUCUGUGCACGGGCCCGAGUACCAAUGCCCUCAAACAAAGAUUACGUGGUCCGGCCAAAAUGGAAUGUUGAUUCAGACUCAAACCGGGGUGGUCCUGUGGUGAAGAAGGCCGUUUCCCGCGUGGACAAACAGCUGCGUCGCUUCGCAGACCUCCGCCGCAUGACCAAGACCGGCCACGCGGUCAAGAUCAGCGUACAGGGCAACGGCAUGCCACUUUGAUUUUCAAACAAACCUUGUUUUAGUUUUUAUUUAGUUUUUAUUUCCUUUUUGCCUUUUUAUUUAACAAUUUUUUUUUUUUGUUUGGGGUUCCCUGAAUCCAUGUUCCCCUCUCUCUGUGAGUGGAGAUCUCCCUCAGGUUACACCCCACCACCACCACCCCUACCUCCUCCUCCAUCCUCCCUUCAGCCCCCCCUCCUCCCCUCCUACCGCUUUCCCCAGUCCCAGCUGAAAUUAAGUGUAAGAUAUUAUUAGUAUGCGUUGGCAGGCAAGACCAGUUCUCUGUCCAUAAGAUGGUGUUAGCUGUUAAUUUCACAUUUCUUUUAGGCAGAUGUUGUACAGGGGUGGAGCUGAGUCUUUGUGCUUAUACUGUCAGUUCAGAUUGAUAUCACCUUUCAUAAUAAAGCAUUUCCAUAGUUUUCUGGGA
Molecule: messenger RNA, 2886 nt
Organism: Clupea harengus (Atlantic herring)
Lineage: Eukaryota; Metazoa; Chordata; Actinopteri; Clupeiformes; Clupeidae
Gene: iws1
Product: interacts with SUPT6H, CTD assembly factor 1
Biological process (GO): poly(A)+ mRNA export from nucleus
Cellular component (GO): nucleus
Source: RefSeq, a predicted model, not a curated record